Molecule: messenger RNA, 571 nt
Organism: Penaeus vannamei (Pacific white shrimp)
Lineage: Eukaryota; Metazoa; Arthropoda; Malacostraca; Decapoda; Penaeidae
Source: RefSeq, a predicted model, not a curated record
AAAAACUGUGACGUCUGGGAAAUCCGAGGGAAUAACAGGGUUGCCUGUGAAAUGCAGCACACUCUGGCUUAGCUGACUCUCCUUUGAAGAUGGACGCAAGGCAAACGAAAAUUGCAACUCGAGGCCGCAUCAUUGGGAUGAGGGAAAGUGGUCUCUCUCCCAGUGAAAUUUCCAGAGAGUUGGGUAUCUCACGAUCUGUCGUUUACAGGUGGAUAAGGAGAUGGGAGGAGGAGGGUACCCUGAAUGACCGCUCUCGUUCCGGUGCUCCACGGAAAACGACCGCAGACCAGGAUGCUCAAAUCCGGGAGACGGUGGAGGCGAACCCCUUCACCAAUGCGGUCAAAAUCCAAGAAGAACUACAGCUCCCAGUAACAAGUCGCACGGUGAGAAAGCGAUUGCACGCAGAUGGGAUUCAUCACCAGAUAACACAAGAUAUGAUAGACAAAAUAUCUAUGAAACUGCGAGAAGUGGACACGUGACAUGCAACAUGUGGGGGUGGAUCUUCCUGCAUGGAGUUGGCGAGCUUGCAGAAAUAGACGGAAGAUUCAAUUCCGAGAAAUAUAUAGAAUUG